CAAAGCCCACAUUUAAACUGCUGCCUGCCUGUGCAGCAGCUCGAGAACUACGGAAUGGAUUUUAUACACCACAAUUCCGGGUUAAAACAGCUCCAAACCAUUUCUAUUACUGCCUAGCAACAAUGAAGGAAGGAGCAGAGGGAGCUCCUAUUACCGAAGCCAAGUGAGGCGCUCCCCGCGAACAUUUCCAGCAGGAAUAUGGAUCCUGGGGAGAGCAGAGCACAGCCCCGCAUUGUCCGAGCCGCGAGGCAGCGGCUGUGAGAGCAGCCCCGGCUCCCGUCCUUUGUCUGCAGCAUGAACAGCGAGCCCCGAGCCAAGGACGCCGCCGGCCAGCCGGGAAGGUAACACGGCCACGGACAGACAGAUGGACAGAGCGGAUCCCGAGCGCGGCGGGCGCAGGAAGCAGGGCUGCUGCUGCUGCUGCUGGGGGAUGUGCGCAUGGUCGAGAGCAUCUUUUUUGCUGAAGUGAUGGCGUGCCCAAACUAUUUUCUGUGGGUAUAAUCCUGCACCAUAAAUGGCCUGACCAAGGAAGACACACCUGAGUCUCCGGGAAGCGGCAUCAGCUCCGAACAGCUAAAUAAGAAAAUCAGAUUUUAAAGCCAAAGGCACGAAGGCCGCCGGAGCGCCCUGGGCCUUUCGGCCGCUCCCGCAGGACCCCGGCGCGCCGUCCCGCGUCACACCGGGCGCGCAGCGUCGCCCCCUGGCGGGGUCACGGGCCGAGAGGCGGCUCCCGCUCAUCCGGAGGGUGACGGUAAAGAUCCCGGCAAGCGAGCCAUUUGCAGACAAUUGCUCAACUCAAAGGAAAAUGAAUACCAAAGAAUAGCAGUGGAUUCUAAACCAAUUGGAAAAGCCUUUUCCUUGAGCAUUGUCUCAUAUCCCAUCACUGGAUCCUUACAACAUGCUGCAGUGGAGAAGACGGCACUGCUGCUUGGCAAAGAUGACCUGGAAUACCAAAAGGUCUCUGUUUCGCACCCAUCUCAUUGGCCUGGUCUCUCUGGUGUUUCUUUUUGCCAUGUUUCUGUUCUUUAACCACCACGACUGGCUGCCAGGCAAGGCUGGAUUCAGAGAAAACCCCAUGUCUUACACCAUCCGAGGAUUUAGAUCUACAAAAAGCGAGACCAACCACAGCUCUCUAAGGAACGUGUGGAGAGAUGCUGUGCCUCAGACACUGCGGCCUCCGACAGUCACCAACCCCAACAACACGGAUCUGUCCCCACAGGGAGUCACCGGUUUGGAAAACACCCUCAGUGCCAAUGGGAGUAUUUACAACGAGAAAGGCACUGGGCAUCCAACUUCCUAUCAUUUCAGAUAUGUCAUCAACGAGCCUGACAAGUGCCAGGAAAAAACCCCUUUUCUAAUACUGCUCAUAGCUGCAGAGCCAGGCCAGGUGGAGGCCAGACAAGCAAUUCGACAGACCUGGGGCAACGAGAGCCUGACACCUGGCAUCCAAAUCGUGCGGAUUUUUUUGUUGGGCUUAAGCACCAAGGUAGAUGGAUACCUCCAGAGAACCAUCCUUGAGGAAAGCAGACAGUACCACGACAUCAUUCAACAAGAAUACUUCGACACCUACUAUAAUUUAACUAUAAAAACUCUGAUGGGAAUGAACUGGGUUGCAACCUACUGUCCACAUGUUCCGUAUGUUAUGAAAACUGAUAGUGAUAUGUUUGUCAAUACUGAGUAUUUAAUACACAAGCUUCUGAAACCAGAACUUCCUCCGAGGCACAAGUAUUUUACAGGUUAUUUAAUGAGAGGUUAUGCACCUAAUAGGAACAAGGAUAGCAAGUGGUAUAUGCCACCUGAUUUGUAUCCAAGUGAACGUUACCCUGUAUUUUGCUCUGGAACUGGUUAUGUUUUCUCUGGAGACUUAGCAGAAAAGAUCUUUAAGGUCUCCUUAAGCAUCAGACGUUUACACCUAGAGGACGUGUACGUGGGGAUCUGUCUCGCCAAGCUGCGGAUUGACCCCAUGCCCCCACCCAACGAGUUUGUCUUCAAUCACUGGCGAGUUUCUUAUUCCAGCUGUAAAUACAGCCACCUAAUUACCUCCCAUCAGUUCCAACCCAGCGAGCUGAUCAAAUACUGGAACCACCUGCAGCAGAACAAGCACAACGCCUGCGCCAACGCGGCCAAAGACAAGGCCAGCAGGUUCCGCCACCGCAGGCUGCACUGAGGGCCUGCGGCUCGUGUACAGAAACAGGGACACCCAGCAGCCCCAGCUCUGAGCCCAGCACACAGGGCAGGAGGGAAAUUAUUUUUUUAAGUUAAAAAAAGAAAAUUCUAGCUCUUGAAUAUGAUGAAAUUAUAACCAAACGGUUUUCCCAGCGAAUUCGAGAUUAAUAAAAAAGACAAGAUGGUAUAUAAGGAUUUCUGUGUUAACAUGCAAUAAUAAGCAUGCACACUUAGGUGGUACAAUUGCUGAUUCAUGUGCCAGUAAAAUGUAAUUGAGCAUAUUUUCCACACUAAAUUUUUUAUUUUAAGGAGUGCAUUCAUAGCUCCAGUUCUCUUCCAUGUAAUUUCUUAUUAUCCAGAACUGCUAUAAAAUGGAAAAUUAAAAACUAAGGAAAUGCACAAAGGGCAGAUCAGUUUUACCUUCAAAUGCCACAUGACAAUUAUUAUACAACUUUAAUGUAUCACACAUUUAGCAAUGUCACGACUUAGUAAGACAUACCAAUAAAUUCUAAAGCACUAAGAAUGUACUCCCUUGAAGUAGGUCCAGUUUUCAGAAGUUUGCUUAUUUGGUUUGGACAGAGAGAUAAAUGAAAUCAAUGUUGCAAAGCUGCUUUGUACAUUGCCGUCAGAAAUGCAAGUGGUGUUCUGGAUGCAACUUUCAGUCCACAAAGAGCUGACUGAAAGUUACUCCAUUCUCUAGAAAUAACAAGACAAGCUCCUAAGAUCUGGUGCCAAGUAACAUUGAUUCCACUUGGAACCUUCAUGCAAAUUCAUUGGAUCUGCUAUUAAUUUCCCUACGUAACUUCAAGGUAACUCAGAGGCUGAUGAGAAAUGUAAAACAUAAGUUCCAGUCUUGCACCAUUCUUGACAAAAUUUUCUGCAAAGCAGGAGAAAAUUAAUCAAACAUGUUGUUUUGCUCUUUCCUGUCUGGCAAAAAGUAAGGCUCAGCCAAGUGAAAGCACAUCUGCUGGAGAAAAUUAAGCCCUACACCUGAGUUUAUAGGUGGGGAAAUCUAGGUCACAAUAAGAUUGAGAGUUCCAGCCAACAAGACGGGCAGGAACAAAGCCUAAGCAAUUUAAAGUCACAACACGUAUCACUGAAAAUAAUUUGAGAGAAUUGGGUUAAAUCUAUUUACAGGUUUGCAGUUUUCUAACAAACAGAACUUUUAAAGCUUAUUUUCCAGCUGUUACAGCAGAGUUGUAUCAAAUUCAGGUUAUUACUGCUUGUCACAGUGCCAGGGUAAGCAAUACCCACCUCUGAUCAUCAGCAAAUGAUCAAACUGCAAUUAGUUUUCUGUUUGACUGGGACUUAUUAAUUGGAGAAAAUACAAAUAUUUGAUGUACUUUUAUUAUUUAAUAAAAUUGAUUAUAUU
Molecule: messenger RNA, 3538 nt
Organism: Zonotrichia leucophrys gambelii
Lineage: Eukaryota; Metazoa; Chordata; Aves; Passeriformes; Passerellidae
Gene: B3GALT2
Product: beta-1,3-galactosyltransferase 2
Exons: 3
Coding region: 899-2167 (422 amino acids)
Cellular component (GO): Golgi membrane
Molecular function (GO): N-acetyl-beta-D-glucosaminide beta-(1,3)-galactosyltransferase activity
Source: RefSeq, a predicted model, not a curated record